Molecule: messenger RNA, 1030 nt
Organism: Oenanthe melanoleuca
Lineage: Eukaryota; Metazoa; Chordata; Aves; Passeriformes; Muscicapidae
Gene: PSMA6
Product: proteasome 20S subunit alpha 6
Exons: 7
Coding region: 138-878 (246 amino acids)
Biological process (GO): ubiquitin-dependent protein catabolic process
Cellular component (GO): cytosol; proteasome core complex; nucleus
Source: RefSeq, a predicted model, not a curated record
GUGACGGUGCGGGAGCGGCGCGCGCCUCCGCGCCUGCGCGGGCUGGGCGCGUGACCCGGAAGCGCUCCGGCGGUGCCUGCGGCUGCGGCGGGGCCCUGCACGCGGACAGCUCCCCCCGGCCGCGCGCCGCUCCCGCCAUGUCCCGCGGCUCCAGCGCCGGCUUCGACCGGCACAUCACCAUCUUCUCCCCCGAGGGCCGCCUCUACCAAGUCGAAUAUGCAUUUAAGGCCAUAAACCAAGGUGGACUUACAUCUGUAGCUGUUCGUGGGAAAGAUUCUGCAGUAAUUGUAACACAGAAGAAAGUACCUGACAAGUUACUGGAUUCCAACACAGUGACUCAUUUAUUCAAGAUUACUGAAAAUAUUGGUUGUGUGAUGACAGGAAUGACAGCUGACAGCAGAUCCCAGGUGCAGAGAGCCCGCUAUGAGGCUGCUAACUGGAAGUACAAGUAUGGAUAUGACAUCCCUGUGGAUAUGCUGUGUAAAAGGAUUGCAGAUAUUUCUCAGGUCUAUACACAGAAUGCUGAAAUGAGGCCCCUUGGUUGCUGUAUGAUUUUGAUUGGUAUUGAUGAAGAACACGGCCCUCAGGUAUACAAGUGUGAUCCAGCAGGUUACUAUUGUGGAUUCAAGGCCACAGCUGCAGGAGUUAAACAGACAGAGUCAACCAGUUUUCUUGAAAAGAAAGUAAAGAAGAAAUUUGACUGGACAUAUGAACAAACAGUAGAGACAGCAAUAACAUGCCUGUCUACUGUACUAUCCAUUGAUUUCAAACCUUCAGAAAUAGAAGUUGGUGUAGUCACAGUGGAAAAUCCUAAGUUCAGGAUCCUUACAGAAGCAGAGAUUGAUGUGCACCUUGUAGCUCUGGCAGAGAGAGACUAAUUAGCGCUCCCAUUUCCAUGGUCUGUGCUUCUGGCCAGGAUGUUUGGUGAAAAGAACACACUUAAUAAUGGUUUUAGAUUAUGGGUGGAAAACAGUGUUCACUAUAUGAUGUAUUUUACUCUGUACAAAUAAAACAGAGGUUUUUGAAAUUC